Molecule: messenger RNA, 6017 nt
Organism: Asterias rubens (European starfish)
Lineage: Eukaryota; Metazoa; Echinodermata; Asteroidea; Forcipulatida; Asteriidae
Product: MAP kinase-activating death domain protein-like
Exons: 32
Coding region: 407-5542 (1711 amino acids)
Biological process (GO): regulation of apoptotic process; regulation of Rab protein signal transduction
Cellular component (GO): cytosol
Molecular function (GO): guanyl-nucleotide exchange factor activity
Source: RefSeq, a predicted model, not a curated record
UGCGACUGUCGUACAUUCAUUACACACACCUACCAUCUUGUCGUCAUACAUGUACAUGAAUGUAUACUAUAGUACAUACAUAGCGUGAUGUUGGUAUGUACAGUACGUUAAUUUUAGGAACUGGCUUCGAUUUGACAUACGGUGUGUUUGUGCUGUUUUGAUCAUGACCAUUUUAUAUUAAGCUGGGAAUAGCUGCCAUUAAUCGGAACGUGUACAUUGUCAUCAGAAGAUAAGGACAAGAAAUUGUCGGUUUCAACAGAGCCAGAGAUUAUUAAUUGACAGAAUUAACUUGACUCCUGCAUUACAAGUUCUUCAUCCACCGUUCCAAUAAAAGUUUCAAGCAUGUAGCUGAACAGUCACAGUACAGUCUCAAUUGAAGUUAUAAGUUGUCCACUACAUCUUAACCAUGGACACAUUCCAAGCUGGUAGAAAACACUUUUGUCCCCGUCUUUUAGAUUACGUUCUCAUCGUAGGAACCCGUCAUCCUAAUGGCAAUAAUAGUGUCUCUAAGACACCGGAAUUGCUUCGACGAUAUCCACAAGAAGAUCACACUGACUUCCCCUUGCCCAAAGAUGUUGUCUUCUUUUGUCAACCAGAAGGAUGUCUCACAGUUGGACGGAAAAAAUUAAGUCUUCGGGAAAAUACAUCGUUUGUUUUUACUCUGACUGACAAGGACAGUGGUCGAGCACGGUUUGGUAUCUGUGUCAACUUUUAUCGUCCCUUUAAAUCUUCAAAAAGAAAAACCCUUGAGAAUCAAGGUGAAAAGGCACUAGUCAAUAACAGACAGAAUUCAAGCAGUAAUGAUACAUUGAAUGUGCCAUCAGAUGAUGUGGAUCAGAGAAAAUCACCAAGAACUCGCAGAAGACUCAAGCAAGCAAAGAAGAUUCGCAAUAAUUCCCUGACAUCGCUGUGUAUUCUGAGUCAUCAUCCAUUCAUCUCUACAUUCAGAGAGUGUUUAUUUAUUCUGAAGCGGCUCAUUGAUUCAUGUAAUGAAAGGACUUGUAGCCGUAAAGUGGGUGGAUCCAAGGGAUCAUUAAGAGAUUGUGUAUGGGGUGUUCUGACUGGUAUCUGUAGUGACAUACCUCCAUUAGUCAGACAUGAUGUGAGGCAGAUAGAGACAUGGAUAUUGCGCUUCCUCAGUGCACCAGUUCCUGUACCUGGAAAAACACGCCUAGAAAUUCAGCUUCUUGAAACACAACAACCCAUGGUGUUUGCACUUCCAGAUCACACACGCUUCUCAUUGGCAGACUUCCCUCUACAUCUACCAUUGGAGUUACUGGGAGUAGAUACUUGUCUCAAAGUACUCACACUCAUCAUGUUGGAAAAUAAGGUUGUUCUACAAUCUCGAGACUACAAUGCUUUGUCAAUGAGUGUGAUGGCAUUUGUUGCUAUGAUCUACCCGUUGGAGUACAUGUUUCCUGUUAUUCCAUUGUUACCAACAUGUAUGGGAUCAGCAGAACAGUUGCUUCUGGCACCUACGCCAUUCAUCAUUGGUGUGCCUGCCAGUUUCUUCCUAUAUAAACCCUAUUUCAAACUUCCGGAAGAUGUAUGGUUUGUUGAUCUGGAUACAAACAAAAUAACAUUUUGUGGUCAAGCUGAGGAAGUUCCAGAGUUACCAGAGCCAGAAGGAUCAGUGCUGAAGAAACACUUUAAACAGGCCCUGACGAGUAUGAGCCUAAGCCCUCCACCAAUCAAAGAUUUUGAAGAGUCUCGAGGUGAAGUUGAAGCCAUCAGUAGAAGAAGAGAGAACUUCACUGAUGAGACAGGGUUUAACCCAUUUAUUUAUGGCAAUGAUGUUGACUCUGUUGAUGUUGCCACACGAGUAGCUAUGGUCAAGUUUUUUAACUCGCCUAAUGUGUUAGCGCACCAUAAUGAGCACACACGUACUCUGCGGUUACAUCCAAGGCCAGUGGUCGCAUUCCAAGUACAUAGCUUUGUACAGUCAAGAGUUGUUAUAUCCAAGUAUGUGGAACAACUUGCCAAAACUCAGGCUGUUGAGUUCUUUGGUGAGUUUUGUUUGAACCCAGUCAAUGUGACCUUUUUGCGAAUCCAAACUGGAGUGUUUGACCCUCAACUCAUUGGUGAUAAGUCAAGGUGGUAUAUGGAGCAGCUGCAACCAGUCAAUUUCAAGGUGUUUUUUGAGAACUGUACUUUAGGUAUCCCAUCGAGUAGUGGCAGUGAGGCAUGGUCAGAUUCAUCUAAUCCUACCGAUGAAAGUGGUGAAGAGUCUGAUGCUGGAAGCAGUAGUAGCUCAUCUUAUUCAUCUCUUAAUGACUUUGUGACUGAUAUGAUGAAUAGUGAUAUCCAGGGAGAUGUAUUAGAUAAUGAAGAGAAUGCAGGAGCCAAGAGUCAAGUAGAUGAGACAGCUAUCUACCAUCCACCAGAUACACUACAGAUCCCUACAGACAUGUCACAGAGUGAUUCAGCUUACUCAUUCCCUGAAACAGAUUCAUCUAGUAGUCAAGACACAUCUACAUCACCAGAGUCAUCAGAUGGUGAAGAGCUAGAGUUAACAGCGGGAUGGAGGAGUAAACCAGGGGUAGACCUGGAAGGAGACAGUGAUGCUGAUGUAGACAGCCUUCAGUAUGAUUCAGAUACUCCUACCCAAAGGCCAAGCUACAGUAAAUAUAAAACAUCUAUCAGUAGUGAUUCAUCAACACCUAUACAACCAGAUUCUCCUAGAAGAGGUAGCACCAAAGAUGGCCAUUCCUCACCAACAUUCUUGGAGAAAGUCAAUGCAUUAUUCAGAUCUGAUUCCUCAGAUUCAUCCACCCCACCGACACCAACACGAAAAAAACCAUCGUUAUUGAAGAAUAUAAUGGAUCUUGCCCUCGAUACAACAGCCAGUAAGGAACCAAUAGGUUCACCUACAUCUGUGACUAGUGCUGAUCCUGAUGAGUAUAGUCCAAGUGUCAGGUCAGACCCUGGACCUUAUAGAGGCAGUAGUAGAACAACAACUAAUGCCAUGGGAUUACCACUAAGAAAGAAAAAACCAUCUUCUCCAUUCCCAAGAGAUACUCGCCGUUCAUUAGUGGAGCGUUCUUCACUCAUCAGGCACAGCUCAACCAAGAAACCUGAAAAAGAUCGCAAAAGACUGUCUAUCUCAGAUGACAGACCCAACAGCAAGAAUGAUCGAUCAUUGAAGACAUUAAUUGAUGAUCAGCUGUUUCUUAAAGAGAUCACCCGAGGAGUGCUAGAAGGUAACAAUGUGGGAUGGCUGAACUGGUCUCGUCUCAAGAAGUUAAUGCAGAGUGAGAACAUGAGAGCUCAGGUUAUUAGUCAGCUAUCACCUCAAGAAAAUACUACCGUACUUGAUGAUUACAUUGAAGAUGCGCAAGUGAGCAAAGCCGUGUACAAGGGGAUUGUGUCUGUAUUGAAGGCAGUGGUAGCUGGUCUGGAGCAUUCCUUCUAUAACCAACCUGUUGGAGGGUUUGCAAGUGCAUUCGCUGUCCUUGAAAUUGCACAUACACACUACUUUGGCAAGGAGCCAAACCCAGGCAAGAAUAAGAAGAAGGGUGUUAUGCAAGGUGGAGGGAUAAGAAGUGAGAGUGCAUUUGACAUUGAGGGAUCAUUGGUUGUACCAUCAGAUGGUGUGCAAGUUAGUGAGAGCAUGGGUGCUAUACCAGAAACACAUAGUCUCAAUGAGGAUAAUUUUAUUGCUGCUAUAGAGAGUUGGGAGAAACGUGGAUCUGUUGUGAGCAGCAGUAGCACUAGCACAGAGGAAGGAGCCAUAAGAGUAAACUCUCCAAUGAUGGAAGGGAAUCGUAAUGACAGUGCUUAUGAGUUGAUUGAUAUGUCUGAAGUAAGUGUUGGUGGAAGUACUGGUGCUGGAGUACAUGGAGCAGUCAGUAUAGCGGCAGGAGUAGCUGUUACAGGUGCAAUAGGUUCCAAUUUGGAAAUGACAACACAGCCAGGAAGUAAUAGUGAUGGUACAGAUCAACUGGAGAAUGACACUGAUGCAAUACAACAAGAUAUAUAUAAACAGUCAGUUAACGACAUUGAAAAUAACAACACUGGGAAUGUUAAUGAUGAAGGGAUUACGUUUCAAGCCAGAAAAGACACUAUUGAGUCCCACACAGAUAUCAGCAACUCCAUACAGCCUAAAGAAAUCAUUGUACGUCGAGAGAAGUUCUCUGAAAAGAUCUGCAGUCUUGAUUCUGAGGUAUCUGAAGCCAGCACGUUAGUAAGUUACAACAGCACAGACACGCUUGGCAAUGAGAGUGAUAGCAGUUCAACAUGUGGUGAAGGACGUCUGCGCCGGUCACGUAUUACACAUCAGUCAAUAAGAUCUGUAAUGUCAGACAGUGAAGUAGAACUUAAUGGGCUAUCAUCCAUUGGUGGAAGGCGACGAUCUCCCAUCACAUGGAGUUGUAAAAGCUGUGUGAGUGCUGGCUUCCGUUACCAUGGAGGAAACAUGAUUGCUACCGAUACAGAUACCUCAGAACUCAUCUUGCGACACUAUGUGUUUGAAGCACUAAUUGGUACAUCUAAGGACAGAUCUCCAAUUUGGGAUGAGGUUCAGUUCUGGGAGGAUGCUUUUCUUGAUGCUGUAGCCGCUGAGAGAGAUGCAGUUGGUAUGGACCAAGGGCCAGCUGAGAUGAUUCAUAGAUAUGAUUCCCUUACACCAAGUGAGAAGAAGCGUCUUGAGGAAGAUGAAGAUAAGCUUCUAGCAGAUAUUUUAUCCAAUGCUAUUGCAUUUAUGGUCAUGAUGAAGGUUCCUAAGCCUGAAGUAAAGCGUAAAGUACGUCGCUUGCUUGGAAGGUCCCAUAUUGGAUUAAUCUGCAGCCAAGAAGUCAAUGACUUACUGGAUCAAAUCAACAACUUGCAUGGUAAUGACAUUGAUCUGAAACCUUCAGGCAGUAGACGAAUGCGUAAACAUUCAUUUGUGGUACAUGCAGGCAGUGACACUAAAGGAGAUGUCUUAUUUAUGGAGGUUUGUGAUGACUGUGUAAUCAUACGCAGUGGGAGUGGAGCAGUUUGUGAUCGAUGUUGGUAUGAGAGAUUGAUCAACAUGACGUACUGCCCUAAAACAAAGGUUCUUUGCUUGUGGAGGAGACUAGCAAAUACUACAAGACUUGAUAAAUUCUAUACCAAGAAGUGUCGCGAACUGUAUUUCUGCAUUAAAGAGAGCAUGGAAAAGGCAGCCACUCGUCAAAAGAAUGGCAUCACCGGAGAGCCAGAGUUAGGGGGAGAGUUUCCCAUCCAAGAUGUUAAGAGUGGACAGGGUGGCCUGCUGCAGGUUACCAUGGAAGGUGUGGGACUUAAGUUUUCACAGUCUAAGGAGCUAGAGUGGUUUAUUGAGCUGAAGGAUAUCAAAGAGUACAAGACGAAGAAAGAUAUCUUCAUGUUGGCUGAAUAUGACCCAAAGCAGAAGAGCACUGUUCGCCACAAGUUCCAGUCUAACAUGGCGCAUGACAUUGGUUACGCUAUGCUGUGUGUGUUUUCCUACAUAGCAGCUGCCAAGAGUGCCGACAGCUACACACGCAAAGAGUUAGAAGCAAGAAUGGCUGGCAGAAGGCGCCAAUUUCUCCACUCUCCUUAAGAAAGAAAACACAAUAUUGGAGAAUCUACAAAUAGAUCAAUAUCUUUAGAAAAACAAAAACUUUGUUUGUUUUCGUUUGAUAAGCCCUUGUAUGUUUCCAAACUGUGCAUUGGUGACAUUGUGUAGAAUACAUGAGCCCAUUAUAGCAUUACUCCUGCCUGUAUUGUAUAUCUAUUAAUGUGAAUAGUACUGAUAGGUCAGUGAGUAGGAGCAUGGAAGGAGGGUGGCAGAAUCAAUGUCUUUUCAUCGCUAGUGGUCAUUACAUAUUGUUGCCCAAUUUUGUCUUUGUAUCUAAGCAGUUUUUAUUACGACGCAUCCUGGAUUGGUGUUUAAGCCAACACUCACACAAGGCUUGCUCUAAAGAUGUUUACAAUAUAAGCUAUGAUGACUCUAAACUGGAUGACAAGUCGUUAGGCGCUGCCUACAAGUAGUUAGGCACUGCCUAUUUGUCUGCCGUUCAUGCAACAGUCACAGU